Plasmodium adleri (nom. inval.) is the source of this 10983-nucleotide messenger RNA. RefSeq names its product conserved Plasmodium protein, unknown function. Lineage: Eukaryota; Apicomplexa; Aconoidasida; Haemosporida; Plasmodiidae. The record is from RefSeq and is a predicted model, not a curated record. The transcript is spliced from 3 exons. The coding region runs from base 1 to 10983 and encodes 3660 amino acids.
AUGGAUAUGAUACUACUGAAAUACAUUUUUGAUUCACUGUGUAUAACGUUCAGCAAGAAAGAUGUAAAAGAAGACAGAAAAUUAGAAAAUACAGAAUAUGUUCUUUAUCAUAUAACAUUAGAAGAAUUAUAUGAAUGUCUUCAUAAGAAUAAACAUAUGCAUAUGGAUAUAUAUAUGAAAAAAAUAAUAUUAGAAAAUAUAUUUUUUUGUAAAGACAUACGUAUAUUUAAAAAAGAAUAUUAUAAUAAUAAUUCUUUAUCAUUUGAUGAAUAUAAUAAUGAUAGCAAUGUAAGAAUAUAUGAUGAUAAUGAUAAAAAUGAUAUUAUUAAUAAUAGUUGUGAUUAUUAUGUAUGUAUAAAUAAUAUAUAUAUUUAUAAUAAACAUAAUCUUUUUUAUUAUCAAAGAAUAAAAGAAUCCAAAGAAAAAAUCUUUCUUUUAUUAUAUAUUAUAUCUGGAAAGUAUAAUGGUUUAAUUCAAAGUUCUUUGUCAAAAUAUGUAAAUUUAGAUCCACGAAUUAUAUAUUAUCACUUACAAGAAUUAUUUCAAUAUUUAUUGGUUAAAAAAAUAAGUAUUAAUAUAAAUAAUGUGGAUUACCAUAUGGGUGACAACAAUGUAGGUGGUGUAAUGAACGAACAUGAAAAGAAGGAUUAUAAAUAUGAUAAUAUGGCAAGUAAUAAUAAUAAUACAAGUAAUAAUAAUAAUACAAGUAAUAAUUUCACAAGUAAUAAUAUUAAAAGUAAUAAUAAUAUCACAAAUGAUAUCCAUUUAUAUAAUAAUAAUAAUAAUAAUAGUUUGUAUCUUCAAAAUGAUCAUCAUAAUAUGAAUCGAACAAAUAAUAAUUCUAUAAAGUUAAACCCGUCUUAUAUUUUAUAUUAUAACAUUUUUUUUAUUUACAAUUUAUUACCUAUAUUUAUAAAAAAUUUGUUGUACUCACAAAAUGUGAUGUCUAUUAAUAAAAUUAUAUUAUUUCUUUUAAACAGAUUUAUUAUCAUUCCUCAAAAAAUAUUAUCUUUAAUAUUUUUUAAAUUACUUAUUGUAUAUAAUCCUUAUUAUUUUAUACAAGUUAGAAAAGCAUUACGUAUUUUUAAUUGUAUAUUGAAUUCAUUAAUUAAUAAUAAAAAAGUAAUUAUGUGUAAAAUUAAAAUACACUCUACGUAUGAAAAUUGUUAUUUAAGUUAUGAGAAUAAAAAUAAAAUAAAUUAUGAUAACAUAAUAAAUUUUUUGCUUAUGUUUUAUCAUAAUUAUGAUUAUAUUAUACAGUUUAUAAAUAAAUCUUGUUUUUUAAUGUGUGAAGAUUAUUCCACAGGUUUUCUAUUUAGAAGUGGAAAUAUGAAUACUUCGAAAUUAAUCAAUAAAUUGGAUACAUUAAAUAGAUAUAAUACAAAUGAAAUAAUUGAAAGUGUAAGUAAAAAGAAAAAAAGUAUUACUGUUACUUCUGAUUUUGAAGAUGUUCCAGAUGAUAUUUUAAAAGGAAAUUAUGAUGAGGAUGAAAAAAAUAGCAAAAAUUAUGAUAUACAUAUAAAUGAUAAUAUACAUAUAAAUGAUAAUAUACAUAUAAAUGAUAAUAUACAUAUAAAUGAUAAUAUACAUAUAAAUGAUAAUAUACAUAUAAAUGAUAAUAUACAUAUAAAUGAUAAUAUACAUAUAAAUGAUAAUAACAACCAAAAAAAAUAUUACAAUAAUAAUUGUGGUGAUGGUGAGAACAUAUUGUUGAACAAACAAAAUUGUAAUGUAAAAAUUAAAGAAUUUAAAAACUUUAUGGAUAUAAAUAUAAACCAAAAUAAUAGCAAUUCAGAUUAUUAUUCUAGUUCAUUAAAUGAAAAUGAAGAUUAUAUCGAAUCAGAUGUUUCUUUUAUUGAUGUGGAUAAUAAUGUGAAUGCAUAUGUGGCUUCACCACUUCAUAAGGGUAAAGAAAAAAAUAAUAAUAAAACAGAUACGUUGUGUUGUUCGUCAUCGUCAUUGGAUUAUAUCAAUGAGGAAAAAUAUAAUGAUAAUAAUAAUAAUAAUAAUAAAAUUAAAAAUAAUGAUGGUCAUGAUGAUGAUGAUGAUGAUUAUUACAACCAUUCUUCUCAUUUUUACACUAAUAAAUACAUUUCUUUAAAUAAUAUUUGCAUGUUUGAUAAAAUGAAAUAUUUAAUCAUCAGCAAAGGAAUCAACGGAAUAACUACCAAAGAAGUUGCAGAUUCCUUAUUCCUUACUGUGAAAAAAACAAACAUUUGUCUUAACAGAUUAGUAAAAAAUAAAGUUAUAAUUAAAGUACCAGAAAGAAAAAAUAAAAAUUUCAUGUACAGAUUUUUUGAUAUUAAAAUAUAUGAAUAUAUACAAAAAACAAAACAACUCCUUCCCUUAACCCGUGAAAAUAAUGGGAACCCUCCUGAUAAUAAAAAAAAAGAAAACAAAAGUAAAAUUAAUAUAAUACAUAGUGAUACAAUAAUUAAUAAUAUAAAAAAUAAUAAAUAUAACAAUGAUGAUUAUUUUUUUGUAAAUGAAAAUGAAAAAAUAAUACAGUCAAAAGAUUAUACACAUAUUAAUAUGCCAAAUAAUAAUAAAGAAUAUAUAUUAUUAAAUCGUUCAAGUAAUAUAUCAAAUAAUGACAAUUUAUAUAAAAAUGAAUUAUGUGAUAUACAAAAUAAUGAAGAUAAUAAAAAUAAUUUUAAUACUAUACAUUUUAAAAAAUUAAAUGAAUCUCUUAAUGUUUUAAGUUUUAUUCAUACUGUAAAUAAAAUUGACAUGGAUAUAUUAAAUUAUGUGAUACCUAAAGAAAAACAUUUUAGUGAUUCGUAUGAUAAUUAUUAUGAUUUCUUUCAAUCAUAUGUAGAUCAUUUUAAAAAUUUCGAAGAUAAAUAUGAUUUAUAUACAUGUAGUUUUCAUCUCUUUUAUUAUUUAAAGUUUUUAUUAAAAAGAAAUACAAAAGAAAAAAUUAUAAAGAACAAAAAAAAAAAUAAUAUGAACAAUUUUAAUAAUAAUAAUAAUAAUAAUACAUAUUAUAUACAACAUGUUGAACAUUGUGAUGAAAAUAUCAACUUUAUAAAAUAUUUAAUGGAAGAUACCAAAAAAUUAAAAAGUAAUUUAUUUAUUAAACGAUUGUUUUUGUUUUGUCAUUUCUUAAUUUGUUCAAAAAUUGUAACAUUUAGAUUUAUUCAAGAUUUAUUUCUUAAGAUUGAAAAUAAUGGAAGAAUGAUUGAUCGUAAAUCUGUUCAAAGACUUUAUGAUUAUUCUUUAAAAAUAAAUGAAUCUUUUAAAAAAUAUAAAAUACCUUCAACCAAAGUUGUAAAAUAUAUUUUUUACGAUUCAUAUGUAUUAAAUGAACAGGAAGCAAAUAAAUUUUAUAUGAAAUAUCAUCAAGAGUAUAUUCAAUUUAUAUAUAAAUAUUAUACAAACAAUAAAAAUAAUAAGGACCAUAUGGAAUAUUAUGAUAUAUCAUCUAUACAAAAUGAAAAUAUUAAAAAGGAAGACACAAAUAUGCAAAUGUCAAACAAAAAUGUAAUAAAUGAUAAUAAUCUUGAAACACAAAUUGUUAAGAAUCAAAAUAUUACCUUUACAAAUAAUAUAUAUGAUCAUAAUAAAUAUAAAGAAUAUAAAACAAUAGAUAAUUCAUCACAUAAUAAUAAUAAUAUAAUGAAUGAGAAUAACAUGAACAAUACAGGUAAUAUGGAUAUCCCUAAUAAUAAGAGAAAAAAUAUGGAUAUAAUGAAUGAACCGUUAAAUUAUAAAAGGAAUAAAGUAUUACAAAUGGGUGAUGAUAAAAAAGAAAAUGAAAUAAUAUCAUCAGGACAUAUAAAUAAUAAUAUUAUCAAUAAUAAUAAUAAUAAUAAUACUUAUAGUUUUAAUCAGAGUGGCUGUGGUUUGUCUAAUAAUUCAGAACACUGCAAUGUGUUAUAUAUCGAUAUUCUAAACGAAUCAGCAUUUAAUGUUAAAGAAAAGAAUAUAAAUAAUAAUAAAUAUACAAAAGAUAAUAAAAAUAUUUUUCAAAAUUUUAAAACAACACAAGAAUUAUCAUAUAGUAUUAAUUAUUUUAACGGAUUUAUGUUUUCAAAAAUGGCAAGAUAUAAAUAUUUCCAUAAAUGUUUAAUAAGAUUAUUAAAAGAAAAAAUGAAAAAAGAAAAAAAAAAAAAUCAAACAUGUAAAAAGAAGAAUAAUAAUAAUAUACAGAUUAACAAAAUAUAUAAUAAAUAUAUGAAUUAUAUAUCUUAUAAUGCUCUCUCAAUUAAAUAUAUUGUAAAAAAUCUUUAUCUUGAUGAUUAUCUAAAAAUUAUAAGUAUAGGUUGUAAAUUGAAUUAUAUUGAAAAUUAUCUAUUGAAUAAUAAUAAUAAUAAUAAAAAAAAAAAAAAAAAAAAACUCAAGCAGUUACCUAAACCCCUUUUUGAAUUUUUAACUUCUUAUUCUUUAUUUAGUUGUGAUAAAAAGGAUAUGAUUAAUAAUUUUUUAUCAACAAGAAAAAAUAAUUAUCAUAAUAUAAAUGAAUUAAAUGUAAAUAAAUUAAAUGUAAAUACAUUAAAUAUACAUGAUAAUGUCUUAUCUAAUCAUAAUAAUGAAAAGAAAAAAAAAAAUGAAUUAUCUGAAUAUGAUAUGAAUGUUAUAAAAAAUAAUGAACAAAUAUGUAUUUUUGUUUUUAUUUAUAGUAAACUUAAAUUUUUACAUAAUAUGAAUUUAAUAAAUAUCAAACAUAAAAAGAAAAAUAUAUCUUAUCAUUCGAAUAGUGAUAUUGCAUUUAAUACAAAAAAUGAUGAUUUAAAUAUUUCAUUUAUAGAUUUGAAGAAAAAUAAUUUAAAUAUUUAUAUCAAAAAAAAUGUAACCAUUAAUAUUUUUUCACCUAUAAAAAUUAAAUAUGCAUAUUACAACAUGAUGACAUAUAACAACUUUGAGCAAUACUACUACGAUUUAUAUCUGUGCGUUGAAAAGUUUAAAAAGUUUCUUAACGAUGUGUGCAUGAAAUACUCAACAGGAGGAAAACCCAAAAUACAAGAUAUCAUUAAUAUUUGUAAAUUUAAAAAUAAAAGUUUUAAAUUUCUUAUUUUACAUAAUACAUACACAAAACAAUUAUAUUUAACUCGAAAGUUUAGACAACUAUUUAUUAAUUUAGUAAGAAAGAAAAAAUUGAAAAAAGAAAUAUCUAAAGUAAAACUUAUCAAAAUUAUAAAAUCAUGUAAAGAAUAUAAUACAUUUAAAGAUUCUUAUAAUUUAUCAAAAAUUAAUUUAAGAAAAUAUGUAUCCAUAUUUCAUAAUCUUUAUAAUAAUACAGAUCAAGAAACACAACAAAAAGAAAAAUAUUAUCAAGAAGAAUGUGAUAAAGAAAAAUAUUAUAAUGAUAAAAAAUUUGAAUAUAAUACAUUCAUAUCAUCCACUUUAAUAAAUAGAGAUAUAUCUUUCUUAUGCCCUUUUUGUAAUGAUAUCUUUUUUUUAAAAAAUGAUUUAUUAAGUCAUAUUACAAAUAUUCAUAAUAUAAAUAAAAAUUUUUCAGAUAUCAUAAAUUUUUUUUCAAAGUCAAAUCAAUUAAUACAUAAAAAAUUAAGUCAUUUUCUAAAAUAUAAAAAUAGGCUUAAUAAUUAUUCAAAUAAUCUUUUACACUAUUAUAAUAUAAAUGAAGAAUAUAAAAAAAAAAAAAUUCAUAUAUAUGACAAUCAAAUAAAAGAUAAUGAAACAAAUAUAGUAAUCCCAUUAACACAUCAACAUUCUAAUAAUGACAAUCAUAUGUUUGAAAAUAAACAUAAUUUAUCAAAAAAUGAAAUCAUUCAUAAAUACUCAAAUGUAGAUAUUUAUAAUAAUGACAAUGAAAUAAAUAAGAUGAAGAAAAAAAAAACAAAAAAAAAAACAAAAAAAAAUAAACAUUUAUAUAUGUAUAAUCUAAUAAAAGAUGAUCAAAAGAAAAAAUGUACUCAAAAUAUUAACAACUUUAAUAAACCUAUUUUGAAUAAACAUUUAAAUUAUUUUUUAGAAAGAAUUAAAAUUAAAUAUACAUUAAGGAUAGUAUAUAUAUAUUUUGUAACAAUCAUGGUUCAAUUAAUCAUGUCACAAAAAAAAUUAAAAAGAAAGAAAAAAAUAAAUAAAAAGAAAAAGGUAAAACACGUAAGACACGUAAAACACGUAAAACACGUAAAACACGUAAGACACAUUAAAAAUAUAAAACAUUAUCACAAUUUGAAUAAUCCAUGUAACGUUUCAAAAAAAAAUCAAAUUAUUAAAAAUAAUAAUAAAAUAAAGUUCAAGGUGAAAAAAAAAAGAUAUUGUGAAAAUCAUGAAAAAAAAAUAAUAUCACAUAAUACACUUCAACCUUAUAAUAAGAUGAAUAAUUGUGUAUCAUUAAAAAGAUGUGUCAAAAAUAAUAAAAACACUUUUAUAGAAUACAAAUUAAAAAACUUUCAAUUAAUGCAUUUUUUAAAAAACAAAACGAAUUCUAUACCAUAUAAAAAAAGUAUAUGGAAUGUAGUAAAUCAAAUGUUGGUUGGAAAAUUUAAAUAUAAUAUAUGUAUGUUUAUUCAAAAAAAUUUAUUUCAUUAUUUUAAAACAAAUUUGGUUCCCUAUUUUUUUUUAUUAUCAAAUGAACAUUUAUCAAGAUGUAUAAUAAAUUACUUCUGCACAAAUAUUUAUAAUUGUAGUUAUAGUAAUAUAAAUUAUUAUUAUUCUAAAUAUAUAAAGAAUAUAUUUCAUUUUAAAUUUAUAACACUUGUAAAUGUAAUAAAAUUGUUAAUAAUUAAUUAUGGAGAAGUAUUUAUAUUAUAUAAAGAAAUAAUAAAGUCCUUAUUUUAUUACAAAAUUAAAGAUAUCUUAAAUGUUAUAAAAUAUAUACAGAAGAGAAAUUAUAUAGUUGAUACAUCUUAUGUUUUGUCUAAUUAUAUAACUACACAACUUAUUUAUGAUAAUAUUUUUUCAAACUUUUUAUAUAAAUCAUUAUUUUAUAAAAAAAAAUUAUCUCUCUUUAUUAAAAAAAGUUAUUUUGACAAUAUAAUUGAUAUUAUGUAUUUGUAUGGUGUAUCACAGGCACAUGAUUUGUUCAAAACAAAUCACCAUCAUAAUGAAAAUAAUAAUAUUUAUAAUAAUGAAAAUAAUAAUAUUUAUAAUAAUGUUUAUAAUAGUUGUGAUAACCAUUAUGAUGAUGAUGAUGAAAAAAAAAAAGGAAAAAGGAAAAAUAUUUGUUAUCAUAUAAACGAUAUGAUAAAAUGUAUAAAUAAUUCAUACAUUGAAGAAGAACUAAAGGAAGAAAACAAUAAGGAUAUAUACCACACUAGUAUGAAUAAUUAUGAUAAUUAUAACAAUUAUGAUAAUAAUUUAUUAGAUGAACAUGUAAAUAACUUAGAUGAAGAUUAUUAUACACAUUCGAAUAUGAUAUGUGAAAAACAUUAUUUUUAUAAAAAAUUAAAUAUAUUUCAUGUAAAUUAUUAUAUUAAAAAUUUUUUGAAUGGAAAUAUUAUUUUAUACGCAUGUAAUAAUUAUAUUAUUUCGGAUGAUGAAAAAAAAGAAAAUAUUCAAAAUGAUGAUAUAAGUAUUUAUCAACAUGAACAAAUAAAUAAUAAUCAAAGGAUGUAUUCUCAUUCUAUUAAUGAUGAAGAACUUUUUAAUAAUAGUAAUGAUAAAUCUUCAAGUUAUAAUUCUUCAAGUAUUCAAGAUUCUGAUAUUUUUGAUCAACUCUCAGAUGAUUAUGAAAUUAUUAAAUUAUUAGAACAUGACAAUAAUGAAAAAAAUAAAAAAUUACAAGGAGGUAUAAGUCAACAUAUUAAUUAUUUAACAAAACAUGUAAGUGAAUAUUUUCCAAAUUAUUAUAUUGUAAAUCAUUUCAAAAAAAGCCAACUAGCCAAAAAACUUUCUCACAUUUUUUCAUCAAAUAAUAAUAUAUUAAAUCAGAACAACCAAUAUCAUAUAUCACAUAAUAAUAAUAAUAUGUUUAAUUUUGAUUAUUACUAUGAUGGUAAAUAUUUAAAUAAUCCUUUAUUCAGAUAUUUUAAAAAGUAUUGUUUAUAUAUCUAUCAAAAUAGCAAUUGUGAUAAUACAGAUAUAUAUAAAUCCAGUGACACAUCCAAACGGUUCAAUAAUUCACACAUAUUAUCACUUCAAAUUAAUAAUAAUAAUAAUAAUAAUAUAUAUAAUAUAUAUAAUAAGAAAAAAAAUAAUAAUUCUGUUAAUUUUACAAAAAUUUUUAAAAAAUAUUUAGAUUCUAUUAAUAUAAAAGAUAUAAAUAAUAUAUACAAUAAAAAUGAUAUAUUAUUAUAUAAUAUAAGCAAAAAAACAUUUAUUGAUUUUGAUAUCUAUCCACAAAAUUUACACUUAUAUAAUAUUGCUUAUAUAUCCAAUAUACAUAAAAACCUGACACAUUUAUUGAAUAUACAAAUUGGUAAUAUGAAAAAUAAUGUCUUUUGGCUAGAAAAAAAAAAAAAUAUAAUAAAUAAUAAAAAAAAAAAUAAAAAUAAUAAUAAUAAAAUAAAUAAUAAAAGAACAAAUAAUAAAAGAACAAAUAAAUAUACCAGAACAACAAAUAUUCAUUUUUCUAUUGUUCAACAAGAUAAUAAUGUAAUGAAUGAAAAUAAUAUAUUACACCAUCAACAUGAUAACAUAUUAAAUAAAAAUAUUACCAAUUCAUGUGAAUCAUCAGAAGAUAAAAAGAAAAAAAAGAAUAUUAAAAAUAUACAGGACAAAAACUUCAUAAUUGAUAAAAAAAAUUGUAAUAAUAAAAACAAAUUUGUAAGAAAGGUUCAUGUGAGGGAAAAAAAAUAUACAAAUAAUCAUCAUAUAUAUAAAGAUUCAUAUAUUUUUGUUACUCACAUUUUAUAUAUGGUCUUUUAUUUAAAUAACAUUCUGAAUGAUUAUGAUGAAUAUGGUAAUUAUAAAAAUGUGUCAACAGAAGAAGGAACAGAAGGAAUCAUCCAAAUAAAAAAUAAUAAAAGUGAUAGAAAUGAUAAAACCUUAUCACAGAGAAUAAAUGAAAUGUAUAAUAAUCAAAAAAAUAUAAAUUCUAUAAAUAAAUUUUAUAAAGAUGAUGAAAUAAGGCAAAAUAAUAAUUCUUCUAAUUAUAAUAACAAUGAGAAAUGGAGACAUUCAAAUGAUAAUUAUAAUAUAGUAUAUAAUAUACAAAAAGAUAAUGAUGAUAUAUUAUCACAUGGACAAAAAUGUGAUCAUAAUAUACUUUAUAUUAACAACAAUUCAGUUGUAUAUAACCAUAUUGUAAAUAAAAUGAUAUUCAUUUAUUUAUGUGUUAAGAAAAAAAAAAAAGAAGGAAUGUUUAUUGAUAGUUUAAAAGAAAUGUAUUUAAAAAAAUUUAUGGUAAUUAUUAAUAAAUGUUAUAAUAAAAACAAUUAUGUAUCUGUAAAAAGAGAAUAUGAUUUUAUACUUUUCUUAUUAAGUAAAUUAAAUGUGAUAAAAAUAAUGUCAUUUAUGAAUACACACAAAAUAUUUCUAGCAAAAUAUCAUAAUUAUAAUUCAUAUAAAAGAAAAAAUAUUUUUUAUCAACAUAAUUAUAAGUAUCCUUUUUUAAAUAUGAUAAGUGUAUAUUUAAAAAAUUACAAAUUCAAUUUUCAGGAAUAUACAGAUAAAACAACAAAUAAAUUCAAAAGGUUUAUAACGAAAAAUAAAAUGAUAAAUUAUUUAAAUAUAAUACCAAGAGAUAUUCAUAAUAAUAUACACAAUAAUAUAGAUGAUAAUAAUAAUAAUAAUAAUAAUAAUAAUUAUAACAAUUUGGAAUCGUUAAUUUUUCAGGACAAAUCUAAUAAAAAAUAUCUACAACAAAAAAUUAAGUAUCAUACUAAUGAUAUCAAUUAUGCAGAUUAUUUAUUUAUAAAUUUUAUAAAUAAUAAUACGCUAUAUAAGCCAAAAUUCAUACCUAAAUUAAUUCAUUUGUUUAAUAUACAAUGUUAUAUUAUAAUACAUGAUUUUCUUUUCAGUUAUUUUUUACAAUGUGGUAAUCAUAUAUGUAAAAAAAGCAAAGAAAAAGAAAAAGAAAUAGAAAAAGAAAUAGAAAAUGAAAAAGAAAUAGAAAAUGAAAAAGAAAUAGAAAAAGAAAUAGAAAAAGAAAUACAUACACAUACAUAUACAUAUACACAUACAUAUACAUAUACACAUACAUAUACACAUGCACAAAAUUUGGAUGAUAUAUCAAGUUGCCAAUACAACCUCUUUGAAAACCCAAUAGCAAAAAAAUUAUUAUAUAUGAUACAAUUUAAAACAUACCCACAGGUUAUUAAAUAUAUCAAGAAGAUUAUUAAUAGAGCUUGCAAACAUCUAGAAUAUUCUAUUUAUUUAUAUUACAAAAAUUAUGAACAAUCCAUACAUACAACAAAAUAUAUAAACAAAGAAACAAAAAAAAAAACUAUAUAUAUAUAUUAUUUUAAAGAUAAUUAUAUAAAUGCGAAUACAUUUAAUUAUAUAAAUGGCAGUAUAAAUGUGAAAUUUAUUUUUUUUUAUAUUCUCAAAAUAUUUUUCUACUUAAAAAAUAAUCCCUACAGUACUAUAUUUGACAUUUAUAAAAGUGUUGAACUUAUAAAUUUUUGUGAUCUGAACCUUCUAUUAAAAUCCAUGUGUCAAGAUAAAUUUAUCAAGUUCUCUUUAAUGUAUGUAUCUAGAAACAGUCAAAUGUACAAGUUGAAGAAAAAUUAUAAAAUCAUAAAUAUUUUUAACAACAUUAUAUCAAAUAAGAAAAUAAAAGAAAGAGAGAAAAAAGAAGAGUCUUACAACUUUUUUGAUACUACAAGUUUUGAAGAUGAAACAGACAAUUAUUCAACAGAUCAUUGUAUACAAAAUGAUACUUAUUUGAUCAAUAUUAAUAAUAAUGAUAAAAAUGAUGAUAAAAGUAAUGAUAAAAGUAAUGAUAAAAGUAAUGAUAAAAGUAAUGAGGAUGGUCUUAUAUUAAAUAAUAAAUGUACAUAUAACAAAAAGGAGAAAACAAAUUAUAAAUAUAAAAAGUUUAUAAAAAAAAUGUUGUAUAAAAAAAUAAAAUUAUAUUAUGUUCAAGAUGAAAAUGUUAUUUUUAAUAAAUUUGAAGGAACCUUCUGGAAUUAA